AUGGGUUUCUUGAAGAGAUUGACUUGGCUAGAGUUAAGCAAUAAUGCUCUAGACUGCAACAUCCCAUCAUCGAUCGGAGGACUUGAAAGGUUGCAAAGGCUGUAUCUUGAUAACAACGUUCUCGAAGGACUGAUCCCCAAUGAGAUUUGCAACUUGACAGGUUUAGGAGAGUUGCUGCUCCAGCAAAACAGGAUAUCGGGAUCAAUCCCAAAUUGCAUUGAAAACCUUAGCAGCCUUCAAAAGUUUCUCAUAAGAUCAAAUAACAUGACAUCGGUUAUACCAGUUAGUCUGUGGGGCCUUCAAGAACUCAUCUUCCUCAAUCUGUCACACAAUUCUUUCAAUGGAGGACUACUGCUUGAAAUAGGGAAGAUGAGAGCUAUAGAGAGCAUCGAUGUUUCUUGGAACCGACUUAUUGGUGCCAUACCAAGAUUGGAAUUCCUCGAUCUCUCCUACAAUGAGUUAUCAAGCACGAUACCCGAGUCCUUGGAAGCACUUGCAUUUUUACAAAUUUUGAACUUGUCCUUUAAUAAGCUAUCGGGAGAGAUUCCUAAUGGCGGGCUCUUUGGAAAUUUCUCGGCUCUCUCUUUCAUUGGAAAUGAAGCACUUUGUGGAAAUGCAAUUUUUCAAGUCCCACGUUGCAAAGUAAAUGGAAUGAAAUCAUCAAGGGACAAGCGGCUCCAUAAACUAUACAUUAUUGUGCCAAUUGUAUCAGCUAUACUUUUAGUCCUCGUCAUUUGCUUGCUUAGAAAGCGUGGGAAUACCAAUGAAAAAGCUUCAGUUUCGAUGGAGAACUUGCCUAGAAUUGACCACCCGAUGAUAUCAUAUCGAGAGCUUUGCUUGGCUACUAACAACUUCAGCGAAAGCAAUUUGCUCGGAGUAGGAAGCUUUGGCUUUGUAUAUAAAGGGACUUUGGCCAAUGGGACAGACAUCGCAGUCAAAGUACUAAAUCUCUAUAUCAAAGGUGCUCUAAAAAGUUUUGAUGCAGAAUGCAACGCUUUCCGUAUGAUCCGACACCGCAAUCUCGUCAAGGUGAUCAGCACCUGCACGAACGCCAAUCUGAGAGCUUUGGUGCUGCAAUACGUGCCUUGUGGGAGCUUGGAGAAGUGGCUGUACUCCAACAACUACAACUUGGAUCUCCAUCGUAAGUGA
This is a messenger RNA of Eucalyptus grandis, 1149 nucleotides long. RefSeq names its product probable LRR receptor-like serine/threonine-protein kinase At3g47570. Gene Ontology annotation, biological process: protein phosphorylation. The record is from RefSeq and is a predicted model, not a curated record. The coding region runs from base 1 to 1149 and encodes 382 amino acids. Gene Ontology annotation, molecular function: ATP binding; protein kinase activity; protein binding. The transcript is spliced from 2 exons. Lineage: Eukaryota; Viridiplantae; Streptophyta; Magnoliopsida; Myrtales; Myrtaceae.